Molecule: messenger RNA, 2152 nt
Organism: Perca flavescens (yellow perch)
Lineage: Eukaryota; Metazoa; Chordata; Actinopteri; Perciformes; Percidae
Gene: shtn3
Product: shootin 3
Exons: 17
Coding region: 212-2152 (646 amino acids)
Biological process (GO): positive regulation of neuron migration; neuron projection morphogenesis
Cellular component (GO): cell leading edge; cytoplasm; axonal growth cone
Source: RefSeq, a predicted model, not a curated record
AGCAGCGCACCGAGCUCCUCUCCAUCCCAUGUGUUUGGAAGAAAAGAAAAAAAGAAGAAGAAGAAGAAUGGGCUCGGAUCCAGACAUGUGCUGCUGAAAAGAUAACAUACACCUCUGUGUAGCUCUCUUGUCUUUUCAACAACCGUGUUUGCUUAGUAAAAAAUAAAAUAAAAGACUGAGGUGGGAGUAUAGGAUCACUCUUUUCCUGAAAAUGCUUCCGUGCUCUUCAUCCGCGCAGAUGGAGGGAUGCGAGGAGGAGAGGGACGCGCACAUGCGAACAGAGUGCAACCGACUGACGGAGGAGAGAGACGAGGCCGAGAGACAACUCAAACACAUCAAGAGAGUGUCUCAGAUGGUGAUUGAGGAGGUGAGCGUGCUGCAGACUCAGCUGGAGAUCGAGAAGUCGUGCCGGGAGAAUGCAGAGGCCCUGGCCACAAAGCUGAACUGUGAGAACAGGAAGUUCAAGUACCUGAGCCUGUCGUCCCGUCCGUGUUUGGACGAGUGCAUUGCUCUGGAGGCCGACGCUGACACGGCCGACGCCAGCCCCGACACCUUCGUACAGUACCAACAACAGGUUAAAGAUCUGAGGGAGAUGGUGAACACCUUACUGGAAGAGAAGAAGAAUUUUGUGUGUCAGAUUCAUGAACAGCAGAGACGGAUAGAAGAGCUGACUGCACAGUCAGAGAAAGAUCAGGCCGAGAUGAAGGAACUUCAUGAAACUAAUGAGAAACAAAGUAAAACCAUCAAGAGAUUUAACAGAGUCUCCGUGAUGGCGGCGCAGGAGUACGACGGGAUGAAGGAGCAGCUCGACUUGGAGCAGAGCCUGAGAGUCAAAGCUGAGACCUAUGCACACGAGAUGCUGGUGAAGCAGAAGGAGGCCAACAGGCAGAGUAUGCUGCUGCUGCAGAGUGCUGAGCCCAGCGUUCAGCUUCUCAAAGCUCUGGAAGACGUCGCCGCCGUCACCAAAACGCUGGAGGAGGAGCGUCUGCAGCAUCAGCAGAAGGUGGCGAGCCUAGAGGCUCAGCUGGAGCAGAGCUGUGUGAAGCAGCAGCUGGAGGCGCUGCAGAGGCAGCUGGAGCUGCUGGAGGAGGCCAAGAAGGAGGUGGAGGGACGAGUGGAGCAGGCAGAGAAGAGGAACGAGGAGCUGGAGAACAGAGUCCACGAGCUCCAGGAGAGCCAGGAAAGGGCCGCAGUGGCUCCCAGCACGGCGCCCCCUCCCCCUGAGCCUGGGGUUGCCCCGCCACCCGCCCCUCCCCCGCAGCCGCCCCCUCCCCCUCCUCCUCCCCCUCCACCCCCGCCCCCACCUCCCCCCUCGAGAUGCAACCCCCUCAGCUCUCUGAUAGCCAUCAUGAGGAAGUCCUCCAAAGGCUCCAAAGCCCCAGUGAAGACAGAGCAGCUGCCAGCUGGCGAGGGCGACGACGUGAAGGCGAAGGCGGUGAACGAAAUGAUGGAAAGGAUCAAACAUGGCGUCGUCCUGCGGCCCGUCAAGAGUCAGGACAGCAAGAGAGUAGCAGUAAAACCGCCUGUAAUCCUUGAGGAGAAACCGCAGGAGAGCGCCAUGGAGGAACUGAAAGGCAUCCUGGAGACGGUGAAGCGGAGCCCCAGCCGAGGCUCUCAGGAGUCGGGCCCGUCGGGGCCGUCGCCUCCGGGGAAGAAGGACAGCGAGCUGGAGGUCAUCCUGAGACGCCGACGCAACAAGGCGGGAGAAGCUGGCUCCGGAGAUGAGCGAGAGGGCCAGAUGAGUCACGUGUCCUCCCCCGACAGCCUGAACGGGAGGCGCACCAGCAGCGACUCGGGCAAGGACCCCGAUGGCCCGGCGGGGCUGAGCGUCCCGUUGGACUCGGGUGCGGGUCCCAGGGUUAGCCCGGAGAAACUGGGGCCCGUCGUGGCCCGGAGGAAGAGCUCCGACUCGGGCAAAGAGCCCCGAGUGGGCUCCUGGCAGGAGAGGAGGUCCUGCAGCUCUCUGUCGGAGAAGGAAACCUCAGAGUCUCCGGUCAGCAACGGCUGCAUCAACAGUGUGGGGGACGAGGAUGGAGAUGCGACCGAGACGUGCGUCCGGUCCAACGGCGUGGAACACAGACGACCCGUCGAGGACACCCACGCCACCCUCUGCGCCGGCCCGGUCAACGGCAGCACGGACGCCGAGUGCUAG